UCCCCACCAGUCUCCCUCCCUCCCUCCCUCCCUCCCGUUGGCAGCAUCCGUCACCUCGCCGGCGCCGCCCGCUGGACGCGCGCGCUACCGGGGAUGCUGCGGGCGGUGCGGUACCUGCUGGGUUCGCCGGGCGCGAGCGGGUUCGGGUCGAGGUCGACGGCGGAGGAGGUGACCCCGGACCUGGGCGCGACGACGGCCAUCAUCACGGGCGCGACGUCGGGGAUCGGCGCGGAGACGGCGCGCGUGCUGGCGAAGCGCGGCGCCCGCGUGGUGAUCCCGGCGCGGAGCGCCAAGGCGGCGGAGGACGUGCGCGCGCGCAUCGUGGCCGAGUGCCCCGGCGCCGACGUCCUGGUGCUCCCGCUCGACCUCAGCUCGCUCGCGUCCGUGCGCGCCUUCGCCGACAGGUUCCUCGCGCUCGGCCUCCCGCUCCACCUCCUCAUAAACAAUGCCGGCAAGUUCUCGCACGGGCAGCUGGCGCUCUCGGAGGACGGCGUGGAGAUGACCUUCGCCACCAACUACCUAGGGCACUUCCUGCUGACGAAGCUGCUGGCGGGGCGGAUGGCGGAGACGGCGGCGGACACGGGCGUGCAGGGCCGCAUCGUCAACGUGUCGUCCAGCGUGCACGGCUGGUUCGCCGGCGACUGGGCCGAGUACCUGCACCUCGUCACGCGCCGGAAGAUACCCUACGACGCGACGCAGGCGUACGCGGUGUCCAAGCUCGCCAACGUGCUGCACACCAAAGAGCUCGCCGCGCGCCUGCAGGAAAUGGGCGCCAACGUGACGGUGAACUGCGUGCACCCGGGCAUCGUCAGGACCCGCCUCAACCGCGACCGCGACGGCGUCCUCACCGAUCUGGUGUUCCUGCUGCUGUCCAAGCUGCUGAAAACGAUCCCUCAGGGCACCACCACAGGCCUGUUGGCGCGACUUCCGAUUUGUGAAAAAGGAAGAGUGGGUACCGUGAGAGAUCCUUCCCUUCCAGAUUCUGAAAUUUCAGGUCUCAAGGGCAAUGACCAUGACCCCCGUCCAAAUCAUUGCCAGCAUUUGGAUCUUGGUCCUUGGAUGGAUGCUUCUAGGACCUCACUGCUUUGUGGGAUGGGAUGAGACAGGGAUGGAGCAUGCCCCCGAUAGGUGACGAUGUCCAUGUCCACUGCAAUUCUCUCUUCCUCUUGUGUUUAUACGUGAUAAUCACACCCUACCACACACAAAAAUUAAAGGUGAUAAUCAUGCAUUCUGUAUCGGGCAGCGAGUAGGCCGUCUAUCAAAAUGACUAAACACCUAUGCUUGCAUGAUAUAAAAGGCCUUCUUUGCUAAUUAUUGAGAGCUACAUAUACUAUACACAGGUCUGCUCAAACCUAAGCUAAGUGCCACCGCUAACACCACAAGAAAUGGACAGGGUAACAAAUAUGAGAGUAGUGUUUUAGGUUCAGCUUCGUUAUUCUAUUUCCUAUCUUUUCCUUGCACUCUGACGAGUACGAAUUGCAGUUCCAUUGCUCCUCAAAUUAUGCAUAUGUUCAAAUAACCCUCUAAACUAAUUAAUGUUUG
Molecule: messenger RNA, 1542 nt
Organism: Sorghum bicolor (sorghum)
Lineage: Eukaryota; Viridiplantae; Streptophyta; Magnoliopsida; Poales; Poaceae
Product: short-chain dehydrogenase TIC 32, chloroplastic
Exons: 6
Coding region: 94-1101 (335 amino acids)
Source: RefSeq, a predicted model, not a curated record